CAAAUGUUCAACAAGAAGUUGAAUAUACUCAAGGAGAAAGUUCUCAACAAUUAUGGUCUAAUACUGGAUUAACACUACAACAAGUUAUAGAAGAUAUAAUAACUCCAGGUAGACCAAAACAACAAAAUAUUGAAGAACAACAAAUUGUUAAAGAAGAACAAAAUAUUGAAGAGCAACAAAUUGUUGAAGAACAACAAGAAGAACAGA
Racocetra persica is the source of this 207-nucleotide messenger RNA. The record is from the annotation of a GenBank genome assembly. Lineage: Eukaryota; Fungi; Glomeromycota; Glomeromycetes; Diversisporales; Gigasporaceae.